Molecule: messenger RNA, 2037 nt
Organism: Dictyostelium discoideum AX4
Lineage: Eukaryota; Evosea; Eumycetozoa; Dictyosteliales; Dictyosteliaceae
Product: FAD-binding monooxygenase
Exons: 2
Coding region: 1-2037 (678 amino acids)
Molecular function (GO): FAD binding
Source: RefSeq, a predicted model, not a curated record
AUGAAUAAUAUCAACAUCAAUAACAAUAAUAAUAAUAUUACUAAAAAAAAUAUUAAUAAAAACAACAAUCAUAAAAAAUAUUACGAUGUUUUAAUUGUUGGUUGUGGUCCAAAUGGAGCACUAUUAGCAAAUUUCCUUGGAGAAAUGGGAAUUAAAACAUUGGUUGUGGAAUGUGCCAAAACUUUUACUCAAGUCCCAAGAGCUGCACAUUUAGAUGAUGAAGGUUUAAGAAUUUUAAAAAGAAUUGGAUUGGAUGAAGAAAUUUUAAAACAAUCAUUUCAACUUGAUGUUAAAUUUAAUAAAACAUUUUGUAGUGGUAAUUUAACAUCAAUUAAACCAGAAAAUACUGAAUUAAAUUUUCCAAGAUCAAUUUUUUGGUUUCAACCAAAAUUUGAAGAAACAAUUAGAAAUGGUUUCUUAGAAAGAUAUUCAAAUUGUGUUGAUUUAAUUACUGAUUGUAGAGUUGUUUCAAUUGAAAAAGAGAAAUUCAAUAUUGAUGAUGGUGAUAACCAAGAUGAAGAAAAUCAAAUUAAAUUAAAUAAUAUUAAAAUUGAAAAUCUUACAACUGGUGAGAUAUCAAAUUUAAAGAGUAAAAUUAUAAUUGGUGCUGAUGGUGGUAAUAGUUUUAUAAGAAAAUCAAUUGCUAGUAAAAUGGAAGGUUCCAGUAGUAAACAAAGAUGGUUAGUAGUUGAUGCCAAAAUUGAUAAAGAUCAUCCACCAUUGCCACAUUAUUUUCAAUUUAUUUGUAAUCCAUCUAGACCUGCUCUAACUUUACCAAUUCCACCAAACCAUUAUCGUUGGGAAUUUUUAAUAAAUGAAAACGAAAAAUCUGAAGAAAUGGAGAAACCAGAGAUUCUAAACCCACUCUUACAAAGUCAUGGUGCUGAUAUAAGCAAAUUGGAAAUCAUUAGAAAAGCAUGCUACGUGUUCCAAAAUAGAAUUGCUGACAAUUGGUACAACGGCGACACCACAUUACUCAUUGGAGAUGCUUGUCAUUUGGUUCCCCCAUUUCUAGGUAUGGGCAUUUCUAGUGGCUUUAGAGAUGUUCAAAAUAUUGCAUGGAAAAUAGAACUAUUUUUAAAAGGUGUAAUUUCAAAUCACCAAACACUCUUCUCAUCCUACCAAAUUGAAAGACAGCCAAACAUUGAAAAUAUCACUGAAAAAGCUACACAUGCUGGAGAAAUGAUUAUGAUUACCAAUAGAUACAAAGCAUUUCUUCGUAAUCUUUUAUUAUCAACUUUACUUUCAUUCCCAUCAAUCGAAAAAUUAUUUCAUAACAAAGCCGGUAUGAAACCACCAAAUAUUAUCAAACAUGGGCUAAUUGAUUCAACUUCAUCAUUAACAACUCUACAAUCCAAUACAUUCAAAAUAAAUAUAAUCGGUCAAUCAAUUCCUCAACCUUUUGUUAAAUUAAUUAACAAACAAAUCAAACAACAAUCAAAUGAAAUUUUAUUAGAUGAAGUUUUAGGUAAUGGUUUCAGUUGUUUAUUCUUUAAUUUCAAUAAAAAUGAUAAAAAUUGUGAAUUUAAUAAAUUGGUUUCAAAAAUUAUUUCAAAUCAAGUUUUUAAAAUUUUAAAAACAAAUUUUAUUCAAGUUAUUGGAAAUAAUCAAAAAUAUUCAAAAUUAUUCACAAAAUCAUCAUCCUCAUCAUUAUCAUCCUCUUUAUCAAUUAUAUUGGAUGAUUCAAAAGAAUCAUUAUUUAAAUUCAUUUUUAAUAAUAAUAAUUCUAAUAAUCAAACACUUGAACCAACAAUAGUAAUAAUUAGACCUGAUAAAUUUAUAUUUGGAGUUUAUCAAAAUGUAAAUUUAAAAAGUUCAAAAAUUAUAUCAUCAAUUACAAGUAUAUUAAAUAUUAACUAUAAUUAUGCUUUCAAUUAUGAUAAUAUUAAUUUUACCAAUAAUAAUAAUAAUAACACCACUGGUGGUAGUGCAAGUGAAAGUGAAAAUUCUUUCAAUAGUCAUGUUCAUAGUGGUAAUAGUUUAGGUGACAUAAGUGGUGAUGAUAAUAAUUCUGAUAUUUUAGAAGAAUUUAAUUAA